CUCUGCGCAAGAAGGGGAAACAGCCCAAAGUGCACCUCUGAAGUCGUUACUUUUGAUUACCUCUGUCCAAACCCGCAUCACCAGCCAGCAGCAACAGGACGGACCAGUAAUACUCAGUCAUGGCGGCAACCAUGCUCCAUUAUCUUGGCUUUGGAAGCACCGCCAAUCCCACGGAAAGUCAACCAACAACCACGCAAUCGUCCGUGCGCUCCUUGCCCGCAUCAUGGUACACAUCGCAAGAAAUGUACGAGCUCGAGCGACGAGCAAUCUUUUCGCGGCGGUGGCUUAUGAUGACACACGCUUCUCGACUCAAGGGACCCGGUGACUGGCUCCGCUAUAACGUUGCUGGCUAUGAUCUGGUCAUUAUUCGUGACCGCGAAGGGAACAUCAACGCCUUUCACAAUGUCUGUAGGCAUCGCGCAUAUCCCGUGGUGGAGAAAGAAGGUCAAGGAACAGCCAUGAUCCUGGCUUGCAGGUACCACGGCUGGUCCUACGGCUUGAACGGCAAGCUGGCGAAGGCCACUGGGUUCAAGGAUAUCGACAAUUUUGACAAGGAAAACAAUGGUCUUUUGCGCAUUCACACCAAGACUGACAGGAAUGGGCUCAUAUGGAUCAAUAUGGAUGCUCAGGAGCUACCAGAGGUUCCAUGGGACGAGCAUUUCCAGGAUGUCGACGUGCAAGCACGAUAUGACCCCCUGAACUUUGACGACUAUGAGCUCGACCACACCUACGAACUCGACGGCGACUAUAACUGGAAGAUCCUCGCCGACAACUUCAACGAGUGCUACCACUGUCCAACGACGCAUGCGGACAUCCCGACUUUCUUGAACUUGGACUCGUUCGACAGUCAGCUGAAGGACGGCCAUAUUCAGCACGAAUGUGUGUAUACCAAGGAGCAACUGGACCGAGGCCUGAAUGUAUCGAGCACAUAUUACUUCCCGAAUGCAUCAAUGUCCGUCUCGCCUCACUUCAUGAUGAUUCAAAAGUUCCUGCCAGCGGGUCCGAAGAGAUCCGCCAUGCACUAUGAGAUCUAUCGCAACAAGCACUCAACAGACGAAGACUUCAAGGUCAUCAGCGAGAUGUACGCUCGUGUCAUGGCGGAGGACAAGGUUCUUUGCGCCAAUGCCCAAAAGAACAUCAACACGGGUGUCUACGUGAGUGGACAGCUCCACCCGAAGUUUGAGAAGGCACCGUUGUUCUUCCAGAGCACAGCGCGCCAGGUAGUCACGGAGCACUUCAGGCGUGAGAAGAAAGAGGGCAGGGAGGUGUGGGCGGCAAGACAGCCCUUGCCAGCCGAUGCCGCCGCGGUUCGAGAGGACGAGGAGGUCUGCCAAGGGUUAGCAUGCGGCUCGGACAAGGCGAGACUAUUUGAUUGGUAGUGAAGUGAGUCGCAAUGAUUUCUCUGCUCAUACAAGGACAGAUGAUUCUCAGAUGAACAAGAAAUGUUCUGCCUUUGAACGCAGACACAGUAUGUG
Molecule: messenger RNA, 1475 nt
Organism: Microdochium trichocladiopsis
Lineage: Eukaryota; Fungi; Ascomycota; Sordariomycetes; Xylariales; Microdochiaceae
Product: Rieske [2Fe-2S] iron-sulfur domain-containing protein
Exons: 3
Coding region: 120-1379 (419 amino acids)
Molecular function (GO): iron ion binding; 2 iron, 2 sulfur cluster binding
Source: RefSeq, a predicted model, not a curated record